AUGGCUACUGCAGAACCCGUUGUGGUCUCUCUCCAUGACCUCAAGAGUGGGGAAAUCUCAUUCGAGACUCUUCAAGAAGCAUUUGGACCCGAGUCUCUAGGGAUUCUGGUCGUUAAGGAUGUCCCUCCAGAGUUUGCGGGUUUGAGACAUAAACUGCUGUCCUACGCAUCAUAUAUGGGCAAUCUGGAUAAGGCCGACUUUGACAAAUUCACCAACGAGGCAGCCAAGUACCUUGUCGGGUGGUCUCUGGGUAAAGAACAACUGAAGAAUGGUGGUGCAGACGACUUGAAAGGGUCCUUCUACGCCAACUGCGCCUUCUAUGUCGAGCCCGGCCGCGAAGCUCCCACGCCGACCGCGCAAUUCACUAUGCAUGAUUUUCCAGAGUAUCUAGCGCCGAACUCGUGGCCGCCAAAUGAAGUUCUACCCGGCUUCAGGCCCACUAUGGAGCAGUUGUGCAGCUUAAUCAUAGAUACUGCUGUGUUAGUUGCGAGAGCCUGCGACAAGUUUGCCGAAAGGGAAAUCCCAGAGUACCCUCAGGCGUAUCUCGAAAAGGUUGUGAAGUCAUCUUCAACAACCAAGGCUCGGCUGCUGCAUUACUACCCCAUGACUGACGAGGUUAUGGCGAGGGGUGACGACGAAGAUAACUGGUGCUCUGUUCACAAAGACCAUGGCUGUUUGACAGGAUUGACCUCCGCUAUGUUCGUCGACGAAGACAAGACAGAUCCGAAAGUGCCAACACUCGACGGCAAAGCACCCAAUUCUUUGUCAACCCUAGAAGAAAUGCCCAAGUCUCCGGAUCCGCAGGCAGGCCUAUGGAUCAAAUCUCGAAAAGGAGAGCCUGUGCAAGUCAAGAUCCCAAGGGACUGCAUUGCCUUCCAAACCGGCGAGGCUCUCGAGAGGAUAACACGCGGGAAGUUCAAGGCAGUUGAGCAUUCGGUUCGCGGGGCUUACAGCAAAGGUGUUGCUCGGAAUACGCUUGCAGUUUUCACUCAGCCAAAUCUAGAGGACGAGGUUGAUCUGGAUCAGCAUAUCACGUUUGGCGAGUUUGCCCGGGGAAUCAUAGCCAAGAAUACUGUCUGA
This is a messenger RNA of Pseudomassariella vexata, 1080 nucleotides long. RefSeq lists its product as uncharacterized. The coding region runs from base 1 to 1080 and encodes 359 amino acids. The record is from RefSeq and is a predicted model, not a curated record. The transcript is spliced from 3 exons. NCBI's taxonomy places the organism in Eukaryota, Fungi, Ascomycota, Sordariomycetes, Amphisphaeriales, Pseudomassariaceae.